AUGAUAAAACAUAGUUCAGUAUUUAGCUCGGUUUCUGUGAUAUUAGUAUUAGUUUGUGUCCAUGAUGGCAAAGCAUUCAAUUUAUCGCCCAAGCCAAACAUCGUCUUACGAGAGCCGAAAACACUGGGCACUGGAAUUCCAAAAAUGCGUAGCUCAUAUUUUGGUUUCUCCUUGAAUUUGAAGCAAAAUAGUGUUUUAAUCGGUGCUCCGCGGGCCCAAUCAACGCUGGAAACCCAGCAAAAAAUUAAUGAAACAGGUGCCAUGUAUAAGUGCACAUUUGAUAGAUCUCCGGCCGGAAAUUGUUCACCAUUCAUUUUCGAUGAGUUGGGUAGUCAUAGUGAACCCAACGACAAAUAUACCUUGAAUAAUGAAAAAAAGGAUUAUCAGUGGUUGGGAGCAUCAAUGGACGGCAGUGACAGCGAAAAUGAUAAGUUUGUGGUAUGUGCACCGCGUAUAAUGUCCGAUCAAUCACGUAUAUUUGAAUACUUUCUUCAUGGCAUCUGUUAUUGGACAACAAAUACAUCUUCAAGUAAACCAGUGAAUGUGCAGAAAAUAGCUCCACUGCGAUGGAAUGCAAGUCAGGAGAUUAAUGGUAGCAAAAUAUACUACUACAUGUACGGAGAGCAAGGUCUGAGCGUGCAUAUCACGGAAAAUAUGGAAGAGAUUUUGAUUGGAGCUCCAGGUAUUUUUGGUUGGAGCGGUUCAGUAAUUCGUCACAAGGCAAAGCCGUUAGUUAAGGAACACAUUUUUAAUCCACGCAAUGGACAGCAAACUAAAAUAGAGUAUGAAAGUGAUAUUCCGGAUCCAAAGCUAUGGAAUCAAGAAUUUGAUUCAUAUUUUGGCUUUGCCGUUUCAUCGGGAUAUUUCGAUGGGAUUGGAAGUUCCAAACUACUCUAUGUUGCUAGUGCACCGAAAACAAAUAUGGCAUAUGGCGCUGUUUAUAUUUUUGAUAUAGUCGACUCACCUUCGACUAAUAAAACCAUUAAAAUUUACCACAUAUUUGCGGGUCAACAAAUGGGCGAAUUCUUUGGAUAUUCUCUCCUCACCGAGGACUUUAAUAACGAUGGUUUCCCUGAUAUCGCCAUUGGAGCUCCAUAUAAUUCAAAGGCGGGAACUCAUGAGAAUGGAGCCGUUUAUAUCUAUAAAAACGAGGGAAGUUCGUCGAAUUUUGCAUUGCAUGCGGUUCUACGAACGGACUUUGAGUUUGAUGGCCACUUCGGAACAACCAUUUCGAAA
Messenger RNA from Sitodiplosis mosellana (orange wheat blossom midge), 1236 nucleotides. RefSeq names its product integrin alpha-PS3-like. The annotation marks the transcript as partial. Gene Ontology annotation, molecular function: integrin binding. Gene Ontology annotation, cellular component: external side of plasma membrane; integrin complex. Gene Ontology annotation, biological process: integrin-mediated signaling pathway; cell adhesion mediated by integrin; cell-matrix adhesion. The transcript is spliced from 4 exons. NCBI's taxonomy places the organism in Eukaryota, Metazoa, Arthropoda, Insecta, Diptera, Cecidomyiidae. The record is from RefSeq and is a predicted model, not a curated record.